Molecule: messenger RNA, 2295 nt
Organism: Oryctolagus cuniculus (rabbit)
Lineage: Eukaryota; Metazoa; Chordata; Mammalia; Lagomorpha; Leporidae
Product: prostate and testis expressed protein 13-like
Source: RefSeq, a predicted model, not a curated record
CCCCACUACAGGGCAAUCUACCUCUCUCAUGGACUGAUGCAAAGUUAAGGCCAGCGAGUUCAUCCUUUGUAGUUGGACCAGGGACUGUCAGGAUAAAGGUUUUACACAAUUCCCCUGCCCUCAUACCUUCCCAGUGUUUAUUCAUGCUGUACAUUUGCCCAUCAGAUAUUCUGAGGAUCUGCUACAAGCAGGAGUGACUGCAGAUACCAAAGAGAAAACAAUGAGUGGAAUUUCAGAGUGAGAGCAGUCAUAAGGUUUUCUGCUCAUGAGGGGAGAGAAACAAAAUGCACAAAACCAAGGAAAUUGCAGAAUGACAAAUUGUGUUAAGUGCCCUGAUCAGGGUACUUUGUUCUUGUAUUGAGAUGGAGACCAGGAGAUUCAUCAUGGAGCCAGUGGAUACUGAUAGGAGAAAGGGGAGGGAAUCUUCAGGAGGAAGUAAGGGAAAAGCAUACAACCAUUGGAAAACUCAUUUCUUGUACUCCCUAACUACCGUGCCCAUACAAUUUCUAGGGAUCUUUGUAAAUAUAUCUACUCUAAUCUCUCCACAAUACCAAUGUAAGUCUCUCCAACUGAAAUCAUUCAUGGUCUAUGUUUCUAGUGAAAAAAAAAAUCAUUGGGACAGUGCUGUGCACAGCAGGUUAAAGCCCUGGUCUGAAGCACCAGUUUUCCAUAGGGGUGCCAGUUCUAGUCUCGGCUGCUCCUUUUCUGAUCCAGGUCACUGCUGUGGCCUGGGAAAUCAGUAGAAGAUGGCCCAAGUCCUUGGGCACCUGCACCCAUGUGGGAGACCUGGAAGAAGCUCCUGGCUCCUGGCUUCAGAUUGGCACAGCUCCAGCCAUUGUGGCCAUCUGGGGAGUUAACCAGCGGAUGGAAGACCUCUCUGUCUCUACAUCUAUCUGUAACUCCAUAUUUCAGAUAAAUAAAAUAAAUCGUUAAAAAAAAGAAAAGAAAACAUCAUUAAUGUGGGCCAGCAUACUUGUGCACUGAAUUAUGCAGCUGCUUGCAAUACCAGGCAUCCCAUGUUGGAAAGCUGCAUAGAGUCCCAGCCCCUCUGCUUCUGUUCCAGCUAUCUGCUAAUGUGCAUGGGAAGACAGAAAAGAUAUUCCCAAUACUUGGGCCCUUUCCACACACAUGGAGAUCCAGGUGGAAUUCCAGGAUCCUAGCUGCUUGCAUGACAUUUUGAGUGAACCAGCAGAUGGAAAAUCUCUGUCUCCCUCUUUCUAUCACUCUGCCUUUCAAAUAAAUAAGUACAUCUUUUCCAAAAAAUCAAUGAGUAAAGCACAGGAGAAACCAAGGUGAUGUCCACCCUCCUCUCUUCUCCCUCUGCUGCCCUAACCGCCCCUCAGAGAGGGACUGAGCAGUCAGACGUAGCUGGACUGCUGUGCUUUGGCCCGAGGCCACACGCAGUGUGAGGCAUGUUGUCCUGAUGGAGGGCACACCAAGCUGAGCAUCCAGGGUGCUGUUGUGUGCUGAAUGGGACUAAGUCGCUCACUUGCAGGUGCUCGGUGACUCUGGAUCUGUUAUACUUGAAAGGAUGUCAUGUGCAUGUAGAAUUAGACCCAUUUGUGAAGACUAUCAAAUGGAGAAAUGACCCCUAAAGCAGAACAGAAAGACUGUAGAAAGGAAAAAGAUUAUAGAAAAGAAAGUUAAUCUCUUGGGAUAGAUUAAUAAAUUGACAUGUGGUGUCUCAGUGGGCUGAGUGCCAAAUAGCUGGAGGAAUUCAGCUAUUCAGACAGGAGGAAUUCAGACAGGAUGUACCCUCUUCUGAGAACGUCGUAGAGAGGAUUAGGUGGUUUGAUCUGAAAUUUAUGACUGUCUGACUCUAUGGGGAUGCCUCAGGGCAGGUGAUGGGAAUAAAUACAGCUGGAAUCUACCGCUAGGACCUUCUCAAAAAUGGGCUCCAACAUGUUCCGGUUGUUUCUUCUGGGCAUAUUCAUAGUUCUCUUCAUUGGAGACAGAGUCCUGACAAGCAAAUUGAUUCGGUUUUGCAAUCGAUGUGAUCACUUUGAUGGAGCCAUAUGCCAUGGUGGCAUGAAAAGUUGCUGGAAGUUUAAUGUGUACUCGGAAAACAAGAGUUGUGCCACAAAUCACUAUUACUAUAGUGAUCGCUUUUCAGGUACAUACCUAUUUCGUUAUACCACACUGAAUUGUAAGGUUUGUGAAGAAGGAAUGCUACAACUAUUCCAUGACCUCUUGAGAGAAACCCAUUGCUGCACUGAUAGAGACAGGUGUAAUGAUGGCAGAAAUAAUGAAGAGAUUUCAAAAAUAAUCAGAGAAGAUACAGAUACAUCUGCAUAA